AUGGUAAAUAUUUGCACCACCCUGAGACUCCUAGAACACAGCCCAGAUUAUAUAAAGGAUCAUCUACCUAAAAUUCAUCAGCACUCUUCCUACAUAGGAGAAAAACAUCCAGUGUCAGAAAAAACUGGAGAUCUCAGAUAUUUAUGGAGGCCUGACCCGCACAGAUGCUUGCCAGCAAAAUAUAAACACAACUAUGUUGGUGAAAUUGGUUGGGGAAUACCUGAGUAUGAUUUUAUCAACAAAUCAAAUCUUGAGUCUGGCUUUCAUAUCAAGUAUGGAGAACUAAGUCAUGCUGCUAUCGAUCAGUUCACCCACCGAUACCAAAAUCCAUGGCAACCAAAACCUGAUAUUCUGGAUAUGCAAGGAAGAUAUAGUCGUGGUUUUUUUGCCUGGCACCUUGGUGAUUAUGAGGACACCAAUAAAAGAAUUUCCAAGUGGGCUGUCCUUACUAGGCAGCACGAGACGUCAGCACCAAGAUCUUCCAGACCAUCUAAGCUGCCAAGUUUCCCUCAAAAGGAACAGAAUCUUGGGCAAAUUGCAUGA
Molecule: messenger RNA, 543 nt
Organism: Orycteropus afer afer
Lineage: Eukaryota; Metazoa; Chordata; Mammalia; Tubulidentata; Orycteropodidae
Gene: SPMIP2
Product: chromosome unknown C4orf45 homolog
Exons: 5
Coding region: 1-543 (180 amino acids)
Source: RefSeq, a predicted model, not a curated record